Molecule: messenger RNA, 2219 nt
Organism: Culex quinquefasciatus (southern house mosquito)
Lineage: Eukaryota; Metazoa; Arthropoda; Insecta; Diptera; Culicidae
Exons: 3
Coding region: 164-1510 (448 amino acids)
Source: RefSeq, a predicted model, not a curated record
ACGUCAAAAGCAAGCGCGAACGAAAACAAACACGCAAAAGUUUUCGCUUCUUCCGAAAGAAAAUGCAAAUUUUCCGAAACCAGUGCAAAAGUAGCGAUAAUGUGCAGUGAUAAUUAAAUCUAUAUUUCCUAACGCAAGCCUACAAACCAAAGAACCUGCCAGCAUGAUGGACCCGUCGACCGUCGUCCCGUCGGGGGAGAUGGAUUUCUCCGCGUUUGUGCUGGACCUGAAUCAAAGUCCCAAAAUUGACUGCACUGCCGUGACGGGAACCGAGAUCCACCGGUGCUGCGCCCCCGAGUCCCGGCUAUCGGCCGAGUUCGAAAACAAAAUGCAAAAGCUCAUCACCAACUUUGACCUGGACGACGACUUGGGUAUGCCGGCGAUGCGCUUCAGCGAUCCGGAACCGGUGCUGAACGAUGAACUGGACGGCACCAUCCUAGCGGACCGCGACUAUCCCAUCGAGUCGCUGGAUACGACGGUGGACAAUGAGGACGACCCGCUGAACCUCACCGCGGAUGAUUGCGACGAUAGUGGCGAUGCCGGUUGUAGUUCCGACGAGCAGCAGCAAGAAUCCCGCUCCCUGUCCCUGUCGUAUUCCAUUUCGCACGCCCAGGAAAACUUUUCCCAAUACUCGCAAAGCACCGGUCUCUCGAAGCGGUACGAUUCGCCGUGUUCCUACGAGGAUGACCGGGAAUCGGAAGGCACGAAUUUUGACAAGCUGGACGAUUGGUCCGACCUGAUCAGUGGACUCUACCACUUUUGCCAGGAAGAGCAGCAGACGGCGGCGGAGAAACGAAACAAAGACUCCCGCCCGGACACGCCAGCCCUGGAACGAAAGGCAAAGGGCCAACACAACUAUCUGGACUACCGUGAUCCCGGGCUCGCGGACUUUGACGACGAUGCCAUGAUGCAGGGUGCCAUCGACGACAACUCGAACGUGUUGCUGAUGACCACUACCACCGACGGCGUCGGAGUGUUCCGGGAGCAAGGUAUCUCCGUGAAGCGCAAAAUGUGCGAGGACAAAGAGGACUGCGAGCGGCGGCUGGAACUGAUUGUGGAAAAGUUUCAAAAAACGGACAUCGUUCCGGACCGAGGACAGCAUGCUCGGCUGCUGGACGAGCAAACGUUUACCCGUUGGUGCCAGAUCGACUCGACGCCGACGCCAGUUUUGACCCCCUCCUGCAUGGACGCCGACGCAGAGAACCAGACCGACGACGAGAAAUUGGUCAUGCUGGACGGAGAGGAGGACGCGACGGACUCUCCGGUAGCCACGACUCCGACCAAUCCGCGCAACAUGCAGCGGCUGUUCAGGACACUGGCCAACGAGGAGGAUGGCCUUGGCCAGGCGGAUGAAACUCUCGAGCAGCAGCUUGCCAGCGAAUCCGACAGUCAAUUAUUCACCAAACAGCGUUAUCAGAAGAAACUGGUCGGAAAAAUUGAUCCGGCCCAGUCAGUAGCAGGUUCUUCCCGGAAGACGCUAAAGCUACCCCUGAUGAAGCAACAAAAGUAGAUUGCUCCUGGAGGUGAAGUUUUUGUUCCUUAUCAGCUCCAUGUUUCUUUCUGAUCUCGACUUUAUUAUUUUUUCAUAUGAUUAUUAUUUCUUUUGACGAAGAGCAGGAUUUUUCGUUCGUCAGUAUUUUGUUGAACCAUUUUCUUAAAUUAUUUCUUUUCUUAUCGUUUCGAGAGCGAUUAACUGCUAGUCAGGCAGAUUUUCUGAGUCUGAUCAAAUCAGUUCUGCCACAAGAUAUGAUCGGGCCGGUAGAAUACAACAUCGUAUAAGAACAAAAAAAUAAUACUCUACACUUAACAUGCUCAAGCAAAAGGCUAGAUUUUACCUAACAAUAACAUUUGUUAACUGAAUUGGAUCAUUUAACCAAACAAAAAGCAAACUAUUACUCAUAUAAUACGGAAUGUUAUCACUAAAAACUGGACAACUUUCAAUGAGAAAAGUUGUCCCAUUUGAACUUUACUAAUUUGAGAGAGUGUGAGUAUUUGAAAAUAAAAAUAGAUAGCUUUACGAAUCUAAGAAUGAAGGAAACCUUUUACCAGUACCUAUAGUUUGGCCCGAGUGGUAGGCCUCAUCAGAAAACAGAACAGAAUCUUUAAGCAAAGUAAAAAUAAAGUACCAUAACGAAGAAAAAUUAAACAUUAUAGACUCAACCCCUGAAACAAAACCGAAGAAGACUUAGUAAAAAUAUACUAGAUUACAGUGAAACAGU